This is a messenger RNA of Xylaria bambusicola, 3438 nucleotides long. Its product is annotated as DUF1740-domain-containing protein. Gene Ontology annotation, molecular function: protein binding. NCBI's taxonomy places the organism in Eukaryota, Fungi, Ascomycota, Sordariomycetes, Xylariales, Xylariaceae. Gene Ontology annotation, cellular component: catalytic step 2 spliceosome. The transcript is spliced from 2 exons. The coding region runs from base 1 to 3231 and encodes 1076 amino acids. The record is from RefSeq and is a predicted model, not a curated record. Gene Ontology annotation, biological process: regulatory ncRNA-mediated post-transcriptional gene silencing; negative regulation of RNA catabolic process.
AUGUCGACAGAUGAGAAGACAAAGAGAUCGUCGGUACCCAGAUUUUCUUCGUUCAAGCCAAAGUCCCAGCAUGUCGUAGAGCCUAUUGCCGACACGGGCACUGCCAAGUCACGGCCUCCAGAGUAUCAUGACACUCACAUCAGUCGUCGCCGUCACUCUCCUAUCCAAGCAGAUGUGCCGUCUAGACCUGCAAAUCGGCCGCCUCGGGGCUCACAGAAACAGCCAAAUGAACGAGAACUGGACCGGAACCCCUGGUACUACUCCGAUAUGCGAGGGGACGACCUCAUUUUACGGUACGGCAGUAAUGAUCGUAGAGGGAUUCCCGUAUACAGCCGCAUCGGCGCCGGUCGCGUCUUAGGAGGUGACGGCUUCAUGAGAAUUGAGAAGCUCGGAAGCCGAGACAUGUUCUUCAUCCGUAGCUAUUAUGAGACCAGUUCCUUGCUCAGCAGUGACAAGAAAAAUCUCCUAGCCAAAGGUAUUCACCCGUCCUCAAAGCCUAUCCGAGUACGGCCUGGCAAGUCUGAAAGCGGUGCUAGCACUGACGACUAUUUGCCGCUCGGGACAUCCAGGAAACGCAAGCGAGGUGAUGGUGCUUCUGAGGAGUCAUCUGAUGACGAGGGGCCUUCCUAUAGGUCCAUUCAUGGAAAGACCAAAGCCCAUGAAUGCUCCGACAGCGACGAGGAACUUGAUAAUGAUGCUUCCGGGGAUGUGUUGAAUGAAAAUAUGAAUGAUCCCCUGGCUAUGGGGUCUAUAGAGCUUACGAGGAAAGUCCGUCAGCAUCCGGAAGAUCUUGAAUCCUGGCUUGAGCUGGUUGAUCUCCAGAACAGCUUGCUUGAUCUCCAGACUGGAACUCGCGCUCCAACUGCAGCGGAGAUGAGAAGUUUUGCGGAUAUUAAAUUAUCCUUACUUGAACAGGCCUUGUCACACAUCGGCGAUGAUAGCCGCCGUGAAAAGCUGAAAUUCAAAACAAUGGAAGAGGGCCUCAAGGUGUGGGAAGCCAAGCUAACUCUAAAGAAAUUCGAGGAGUUGAUGCAGCAAUAUCCUAAAAGCUUUGAUAUAUGGAAGCUGUAUCUGACUUAUUCACAAACUACACUCUCGACAUGUCGCUUUGAUGAGAUAAAGCGACUAUACGUCGACAAAAUACGGUCUAUUGGGACAGAGCUCUUCAAUCUGUCUUCUGUGUCAGAGAGAAUCGAGUGUGCUAGACAGAUAAUAUACGUAUUUGCACGUUUAACUCGAUUUCUGGCCGACGCUGGCUUUGGUGAACUUGCCUUGGCAGCAUGGCAAGCUACUUUAGAUCUGAAUCUUGUACGGCCCUCCACAGUCCCGGGGGCAGGGUGGGAGAUCCCUUUAAGCUUUCAAGAAUACUGGGAAAGCGAAGUUCCUCGGCUUGGUGAAGAUCACUGGCGCGGAUGGGCCAACUGGGUAAACAAUCCUACUUCUCUAGAGCCUCCUGCUCCCGCCACAUGUAAACCACCCAUCCUACCUAGCACACGCGACGGCUACAAAGCUUGGUAUACCACUGAGCACCAUCGAGCCCAGCAUGCUAGAAUCCCUGCCCGGACAUUGGAUGAGGGAGCCGAAGACGACCCAUAUCGAGUUGUAAUGUUUUCUGAUCUCGAGGGUAUCCUACUAUAUUUCCCCACAGAUAUUGUUCCGCAAAUCCAGUCGCAGCUAGUAGAUGCUUUCUUAGUAUUUUGUCACGUCCCACCUGGCCUAGUGAACAAGCGCUCAGUUAAGGAACUCACGACAGAUCCCUUUCUUGUCCGCAGUGCACAAGAUGUUCCCUUCACGCACCUCUCAUCCAGGGCCAUGACAGAUGCAUCUAACGAUCAGCAAGCCAAACCGCCCGAAUUCUUCUAUGAAAUACAGGAAAUGGCUCUCACGCCCGAGGUACUCGUCUCUACUCAACAAUGGUUUAGAUAUUUGGGACCAGUACAUAACCUGCCUCUUCACAGUUAUACAUGGAUAACGACGACGCUGAAGCAGCUCAUACAGGUGAUAAGAACGGGGGGGCUCGGGCCUUAUUCUCUAGCAUUUGAAUCUAUCAAUGAGCCUGGGAAUGAGAAGAAGCGUGCUAAAGCACUCCUCAAGCAAGAUCCUACUAAUGUACAUCUGUACCUCGGCUAUUCUAUUCUCGAGCAAGAGCGGAAGAAUAAUGUUACAGCUCACAAUGUUGUGAUGGCAGCGCUCGGUCUGCCAUCCAUACCAGCCCACCACCGUGUCCUGUUAGGAAUUCGAGCAGCAUGGCUGGAGCUCGACGGUGAAGAGCUCGCGAAGGCCGUCUCCCACUUAUGUCGAGUAGCAGAAGAAAAGUCGGCGUCUAAUGAUGCGCAAAUAUCAGAACCCAUAGAGACUACUCCGUCUCAGAUAUUAAAAGUAAAACAGUUCCUAGUGACAAACCGAGACUACAAAAUGUCAUCAGGCGAUGUUGCCGAAGCAGUCAUCUACGCUGAAGGCCUAGUGCUGCUCGAUUAUUUGACCCAGCGAGGCGGAAAGGAACCCGGUUCUCAGAGACAGGGCGAUAUCCAGUCAGCGAUUGUAAGAAUCACCCAAUGCUCUGAGGAUCUCGUUUCGCGUGGUCAGCAACACAGCGCUUCUCAUGAGAGAUUCCUUCAGUCCUGUGCCCACCUGCUGUACUAUCAUGCUACUCACGGACCCUUCCACUCAGGAUUCCUGCGCGAACAGCUCUCACAAUACCUCACAUAUUUCCCUUCCAACACCAUCUUUCUCUCCCUCUUCGCCUGGCGCGAGACGCGGCUGAGCGUCAGCGACCGCGUGCGCUCUCUACUGCAAAACAGCACCCUCACGCGCGCCAACGAAUCCCUCUCAAGCCACGUCUUCGCCAUAUCCCAUGAGCUGCGCACAGGCAACGCGCACUCGGCCCGUGCGGCCUUCGAGCGCGCGCUAUCCGCCGACUGCUGCAAGCACCACGUCGGGCUCUGGAUCGCGUACGUCCGCUUCUGCCAUGGUAGGAAGGAGCUGCGCGCCAAGGCCAAGGCCGUCUUCUACCGCGCCAUCCAGGCUUGUCCCUGGUCAAAGGGUGUUUUCAUGGAAGCCUUCGGCACUCUUGUGAGGGAGAUGGAUUCCGCCGAGCUGAAGAGCGUUUAUGCGACUAUGUGCGAGAAGGGUCUGCGGAUACAUGUCGAUAUGGAUGAAUUUAUCGAGGACUGGCGCGAGAAGACGAAGGGUGUUGAGAGAGAGAAGGGGGGCAAGAGUAGGAAGAGGUAGUUGGAUCAGCAAUGUAGGAAUUCUUAUACGUGUAACAGAUAGAUGUGAAUGGAUUGUAGAAACCCAGGUAGUCCUCGCCUUUCGAAGGCCUGGUUCGUUCCAGCAUCUAUAUUGCGAGACAGGGCAUCUCACAAGCAAACAAUCGGUUAUGAAUACUCAAGGUUCCCUACAUACUUGCGCUUUAUAUACACAGUAAUCGGAUUAUGA